Molecule: messenger RNA, 728 nt
Organism: Meleagris gallopavo (turkey)
Lineage: Eukaryota; Metazoa; Chordata; Aves; Galliformes; Phasianidae
Source: RefSeq, a predicted model, not a curated record
UUGGGAAAGUUUUAUAAAUGAGGUGAUCUGUCACAGCUUGUCCACUAUACCUUCCCAAAGUCAGUGCUUUGACAUUCUCCAGACUGGCAUCUGUAAAUACCUGGUUGGAUUGGUUGUAAUACCUGAUAGCACAGCUGGAUCUGUUCUGUGUGCCAUAAAUAAGCUCUUGGAUCAAGCUUGCAUCUUGAGUGAAAAUCUGCACAAGUUCUUAGCCUCCUGUUGUUACAGCCUCCUGUACUUCCUGCUAACUCUGGACAAAGAGGAUGCAGAACAUGUACAGAAAAGGGAUAUGCUGUGGGGAUCGUGCAUUUCUGCAUUAGCACUCCUGCCGCGGCUGCUGAGACUGAUGCUGCAAAGUCUGCAAGUGAGCAGGAUCUGCCGGGAGGAGCUGCCCGUUGUUGCUCAGCUGCUUCGCUUACUGAUGCAACACGGUCAGCUCAGGAGCCAUAUGAUGACCAAUGAAUUCCUGGUGCAGCAGAUUAUCAAGGACAUCAUGACCCUGAAGAGCGGUGAAGUCCAAGAGCAGUGGCUGACGGACCUCCAUUACUGCUUCAACAUCUACCUGGCCUCUCACCCCCAGGGACCCAGCCCUAUGAACGCAGUGUACUAAAGAGGUGGAACUGCAUUUAUUGUAAAGCAUUUACUUCUAUUUAGUUUUGAACGGGAGAUGUUGGAACAAAGCUUGUCCAUUUUUUUGUAAGUGAAACAGAAUAAAAAUUUUACAAAGA